GCGUAGCUAGCGUCCGGUAGGAAAAGAGCACUUGGCUUCAUAAAGCUGGAUUAAUUAUCUCUAAAAUAAUAGGAUGUCGCGGAUGGAAAAUGAAUUUGCAGAUUACGACAGCGCCAAUAUCUGGGUGGAAAUAUAUCAGAGACUUAAGAAUGAAGCCUCCUUGAGAACUCUUGAUCAAAAACUAACAGUGAUAGAAGCGAGAAAACCAGAAAACAGGAGCAAAAAUAGAUACCGAGAUGUCAGUCCUUAUGAUCACAGUCGAAUUGUUUUGGGUAAGGUAAAUGACGACUACAUUAACGCGAGUCUGAUUGAGGUGCCAGAUGCUGGGAGAAAAUACAUCCUGACUCAGGGUCCAUUAGCACACACGACAAGUCAUUUCUGGCUGAUGGUCUGGGAGCAGAACACAAAAGCAGUCAUCAUGCUCAACAGAACAGUGGAAAAAGGCACACUGAAGUGUCAUCAGUAUUGGCCACUGGGCUCGGAUGCAGGUUACGAAGAUGAGAUGUAUUUUGACGAUGUCAACCUUAAAGUGACCUUGACCAGUGAAGAAGACACCAUGCAUUACACUCUUAGAUACUUGAGUCUCGAAAAUGCAAAUACGAAUGAGAGGCGAGAGAUACUACACUUUCAAUACACCACGUGGCCAGACUUUGGAGUCCCGUCCUCACCUACAGCGUUCCUCACCUUCCUGUCAAACGUGCGACUGACAGGAGUUCUUGAUGCUGACGUCGGACCGCCUGUCAUUCAUUGCAGUGCUGGGAUCGGGCGCUCGGGGACAUUCUGUUUAGUAGACUCGUCACUAGUUCUAAUAGAGAAGCAACGGGAUUUGGAUGCGGUCGACAUUAAGAUGAUGUUGAUGGAGAUGCGCUCGUUCCGCAUGGGUCUCAUCCAGACUCCGGACCAACUGCGGUUCUCGUAUCUCGCCAUCAUCGAGGGGGGCCGCCGCGUCCUGGCCGCGACCAGCUCCAACUCCACGUUAGAGAGCUGUCUUGUUAAUGGCGAUCUCCCGAAUGACCAGACAGACAGUCCGCCGACCCCUCCGAUACGGACAACCAGUAUAUCUCCCUCCAGACCGCCGCCACCACUUCCACCCAAAGAGAGGACGUACACACCCGAACCCUUCGAUAUCGACGACUUUGAUGAUGACUUUGACGACCUCGAUGAUUUCAUACAGGACGAUGAUGGAGAAGACGAGAAGGAUGAUUUACUACCGGAUAACAACCCAACAGUAGAGAAGGAACAAGAGAGUGCAUAUGUAUUGAGGAAAAGAAUUCGCGACGAACGUAAACAGAAUACGCAGGAAAAGAUAAAACAGAUGAAGGAUCGUCAACAGAAGAGUGAAGUGUGGAAGAAGAGACGGACGUACUUGAAACCCAUUUGUAUUGGACUGUCCCUCCUGGUGGGAGGCUUGCUGCUUUACAGAUACUACUACCAGUGAGCAGUGCGUUUUUACCCAUUUUAACACUUUAACACAGGUUUCAGUGCCAGAUGUAUCACUUUUAAUAUUGGAUAGCCUUCCAACUCAUCCCAAUGAAUUUUAACCUAUUAGUAUUCAUUUCAUGUAUCAAUUUAAAAUGUAACGUUCGUCAACUCAUCACAAGAAAUUUUAACCUACAGUAAAAUCUUGUUGGGUCGAACUCGGAAGGGUAGAAUACACUGCAAUGUUUGAACCAACAAAGAAGACCUGAGUUACACUUACACAAUGUUGACCGAAUGGUUAGGUCGAACUACUCGAUGAGUCGAACAUUUCUCGAGCACCAAUGGGUUCAACUGUAUUGGUAUUCAUUUUUCUAUAGAUGCUACUCACUCUCACCGAAAAGUGUGAUUCACACAUUUUAAAACUCAACACAGAUUUCAACAUCCAUUAUAUAUCAGUUAAAGAUUUAAAUCUUUCAGCUCAUUAAUGUGAAUUUAAGGCAGUUUGUAUUAACUUUUCUAUAGAUGCCACUUAUUAUAAUCAAAAAGUGUGCUUCAUCCACUUUAAAACUCAGAAACGGGUUUCAGCAGCUAUUAUUUCUCAAUUUCUCAAUUUACAUCUUUCAGAAUUGAAAAUCAUUUGUAAAAAGAUUGCUUCAUAUAAAAUGAAAGCCUUAUUUUUAUACCAAAACCACUUGCUCUGACUGAAAAAUGUGCUUCACCCAUUUCAAAUCUUCACAGAGUUUUUAGCAGAGCGCAUUUCAGUUUAAAAUUAAAAAUCUUUCAGCAUGAUAUAAAUCACAUUGGAAAUGUUUUAUACUGAUACCACUUGCUCUUACUGAAAAGUAUGUUUCACCCAUUUCAAAGCUUCACAGUUUUCAGCGGAGCGCAUUUCAGUUUAAAAUUAAAAUGUGAAAUGAAGCCCAUUUAUAUUGGACUGUUUCUUAUAAUGCAGGCUUGUUUUCCUACAAUUUACUAUCAGUGUAAUUCCUCUGUGCUCCUCGUUUCCCAUUCAAAUGAUUCUUUUUGCCGGUGUAGGAAUUGACCAUUACUAUCAAAAUAUGAGGAAUAUUCCUUGAACAUACAUUCCUCACAAUAGGGCUGUUCCAGAAAUGAUCACAUGGUGGGGAAGGGGAGGGGAGGAGGUUUUGCUUGAUAAUCGCCAUUCAUAAAAUGUAUAACUUUAACCGUUGAAAAAUGUCAAAUGAAAAACUGAAUCGAGAGCAAAGAACCAGUGUUAAUUUUCAAGUAACUAUUUCAAAAAGUGUCCUAAUUUACACUGGUGUUGCUUUUAACCUCCUUACAGCUGCAGUUCUAAGUAUUUAAAAAAAAAAUUAUUAAGUUUUUUAAAUACUGUAAAACAAGUUAUUUUUCACAAUUUCGUAGGGAGAAUACAAUAAUUUCGUUAUUUGUAGUUUUUGUGGUUGUAAAAACAUUUAGGAAUUUGUUUUAACUUUUAUUAUUAUUGCUUAUGUUCAAGAUACUCUAUAUUCUUUUGUGACGAUCAAUCUAGCAUUUCCCGUAUGAUGUCAUAUGAUUCAUUUAUUGUAAGAUAUUAGCUACAUUUUAUUACAAAAAAAAAGAAAAAAAAAGUUUUUAAAUUCAAAUUCAAAAAUAAAUACCACAAAUCCUUGAAUAGGAACCUAGGCUUGUAUUUUUUGGAUACAAUUUUUUUUAACCUGUCUGUACAUUUGUUAAAAAAAAUAACAAAGUAUAUGAUGUUAAAAAGAAUAACAAAGUAUAUGAUGUAUCUCCCAUUCUUUUGUUUAGAGAUUGUGUGGUAUUGAAGAACACCAUUAUUAAUUAAAAGUGGUGUUCUCACCAUAUUGUUAUAAGCUUUAGACAUCAGGCAUUGAAAGUGACAAGUAUAAUGCAGUUAUUAAUCAGACAACAUUAGAAUAGCAGAAACAGGCAUUUAUAUAAGCUUUAGACAUCAGGCAUUGAAAGUGACAAGUAUAAUGCAGUUAUUAAUCAGACAACAUUAGAAUAGCAGAAACAGGCAUUUAUAUAAGCUUUAGACAUCAGGCAUUGAAAGUGACAAGUAUAAUGCAGUUAUUAAUCAGACAACAUUAGAAUAGCAGAAACGCAUUUAUAUAAGGCAGGCCUGUAUUUUGUUUGGCCCAUAUUUUUGAAGCUAUCUUAGCACUAUGAUAUCGUAAAACUGUCGUAGGAUAUGACAUCACUAUGACAUGUGUUGUAGUGAUAUCAUUGCCUACGAUGGUUUCUGAAAAAUUGUAGCACUAAUAUAAUGUAGCUUUGAAAAUCUGUUGUCUGGCCUCAAAACGAGGCAAAUGUGUAUUCGAGGAUUUACAGUAUAUAAGUUUUUUAUCUUUAUUGCCACACAAAGCAUUAUAUGUAUAUACUGUACUGAAAAUAACGAUGUAAAGAGUAUGUAAUUGAAAAUCAAGUCGAGGCAGGCUUAAGUCACAUGACCUAUAUUUUUUAUUAGUGACAAAAAGUAGAGAAAUUUAUCAGGUCAUCAUAUCGUAACAAAAAAAGUGAACAGUUAUUUGCAUCUGUGUAGUUUUAAAAAUAAUUUACAGUCACAAAAAUAGCAUACAUGUGAAAAAUACUUGUUAUACAGUAGAUUGAUCAUACCAUUUAGUUUCUUGCCUUGAUCUGCCAUUCUUCAAUUUCUGUUCAGGUCACCUAAGAAAGCAACGUCAGAAUGCUUCCCAUCUUUUCAAUGAUAACAGUAAAACUAGCAAUGAGACGCGUUACGCUAUAUGAAUGUAGCGAAAAUGCAUGUUUGUUAAGACUGUUGUUGUGUUUGUGUUUUGUAUUAGACGAAAUUGAAGCUUUAAACAAAACAAAAAUUUCAUAUAGGAAUCACCUCUUGAUUUAAUGUUUUUCAACACUCUUUUACCUCAAAUGUGAUCUUUUCUGGUUUUCAAUUUUUUAAAUUAUUAUUCAACAUCAUUUGUGACAGGUGACAUAAUAAUGGCUACACUAAAGAAUAUUUUUGAUAGAUAUUCUUGAUACUUGAGUUUUAUGUUUUUGACGAUGAAAGUUUUCUUUUUUUUUAAACUGGAUAUGCAUUAUAGAUGAUUAUCACAGUUGCUUAUGCUUUGAGGCUUUAGCAUGCAUUGAAACUGAGACAUAAUGAAUUACAGGGGUUAACAAACUCCAUAUCAACUGUACAUUUUAUAUUCUUGGAUGUAUGUACUCGUAAAUACUAUUUUGUUGCAAAUAUGGUGAAAAUAUCCACAUAUUAAUAUACGUAUGGGCUAGUACAUGUACAUCUGUAGCACAUGUUUAACAUAUGAAAUAGGCAUGUUAAAAAAAUAAUCUUUAUUGCAUAAUUUGUUUACAACAGGCUAAAUUACAAUUACAGAUAUUGAAAAAAAACCCCAACAUAAUCUGAAAAGACCUCAAAUAACAACAAAAAUUCAAACCCAAUGUUGCAUAUGUUGCAUGUUGGAUAGAUAAUAUAAUGAAACUAACUUAACCAAACAGGUUGCACAUGCUUUUUGUUCCCAGACAAUUUUAAACGUUUUCUUAUAAUCUACACAUGGAAGAUCACCCACCAAAAUAAAUAAUGAAUGGUGUGAAUAAUUAUGUACAUUUGUUUUCAUGUUAAAAUUCAAAUGAUGCAGAUGCAAGCACACACAUGGUAGGUUAAAUUGUUAAAUUUUAUUCGAACAUUUACAAAUUUUAACUUAUUAUUCCAUGAUGGCAAAGUUUGACAUCAGACCCAAGCAUGCACAGCAGAAUUCUAAAAGUAUCUUUGAGUCUGUUUCAUAGACUAGUUAAAUGAAAUGAUUUCAUAAUCUGUAUGCGCUUGAUGGUUUUGUUUUUGCUUAUCUAAUGUAAAUAUCUUGAUAUUCCAUGUUACAUUAUAUAAAAUGUAAAGUGUUGAUACUGCUGAAGGCAGGAGCAGAAUCGUUAUUGUUUAAAAACAUGUCUUCCAUAUUAGAGAUGUUUUGUUAGGAAAUCAUAACAUUUAAUUUAGACAAACUAAUUUUGGGACAUUGUUACAAAGUUCUUGUAUUAAAAUCCAAAUUAGUCACAUUUUCUUAUUACAAAAUGUCCACAAACAUUUUAGCAAUGGUGGCUUUCCUCACUGGAAUUUGAAUUAAGUCUCAAAGUUUAUGUUAAUCUUUCUUUAAAUACAGUUUAGCAUCUUGGUGAUGAUAAUCCUGAUAGUGUAUAAAUGAGUUGUAGAGUGUCUGUGUUAUGGGAAAGAUGUGAUUAAAGUCAACUGUAGGCCGUUGAUCAUAAUUAAUAGAAAAGUACAUCAGGCCAACUAGGCAUAAAAUAAUAACACCGCUCCCACACCACCCCUCAGCACUUUCCCCCCUCCCCCGCUCCAACCCAGUGUUUAUUGUCUCCUUCUGCCGGCACUUGUGGUCCAGUGGAAUGUCUCGUAGGAUUACGUCCGAAACAGUAAAGGUUUGCACAGUUUUCAUGCAGUAAUUGUGCGCUUUUUUCAAACAGUUCAUUGAAAGUAAACUUAAUGAGCUAUUAGAGUAAUUUUAACUUGAUAGAUCUAAAUAUAGCUCUCUUCAUUAACCUUACCUAUUGGGGCCGUCUUGGUUUUAGCCCUCAUUAUGUCUUGGUCUUUUUAUACAUGCCAGCAUCCAAUCAAAGGGCUAUACUAUGAUAUAGCAGAUUAUAUCCUCAUGUUUGAUUGUUGUGGAUAUCCACAUAAUUUUGUUUUCUCUUUUUUUAUUUUUUUAUUUAUUUUUUUAUAUCAGCAUGACCUAUUUUAUUAUUCAGAUGUGAAACAUAGUUAUGUUUGUACUAUAUUAAUUAUGUAUGUGUAUAUAUUAAUAUCAUAAUACAAUUAUGUAUGUAUAUCAGGUAUUUGUUGAAUAUAUUAUUUUACAGAACUUUAGCUGCAUGUUACAACAUAUCCUGUCCAGAGUCUUGGUUUUUAUAUCCCUCGGUCAUUGUCAUCAGUAAUGUAGAAGGGGAGAAAAACACCCUAAAAAGCAUGAAAAAUAUUUACGAAACAGAACAUGCCAUGAGUAUGGUAUGGUGAUUGUCAGAUCUAUGGGUGAUUGCUGUUAGUAGUGGUGUAUUCAUUAGGCCAUUAUAAAAUAAAUCCUAGGUUUUUAUCCUGACGUUUUCUUAUCACAAAUUCGAAUUUGUUUAUUUGGAUUGCCGAUCAUUUCACAGUGUGUUCCACACAUAAAAACAUUACAAUGCAAGUACAUAAAUACACAUCUAGUUUGCAAGUUUGUUUGUUUGUUGUUGUUUUUUGGGGGGCAGUAUUUUUAAUGUUCUACCGGCCUCGGUGGCGUCGUGGCAGGC
Messenger RNA from Gigantopelta aegis, 6672 nucleotides. Its product is annotated as tyrosine-protein phosphatase non-receptor type 2-like. The coding region runs from base 74 to 1438 and encodes 454 amino acids. The transcript has 9 exons. Lineage: Eukaryota; Metazoa; Mollusca; Gastropoda; Neomphalida; Peltospiridae. Gene Ontology annotation, molecular function: protein tyrosine phosphatase activity. Gene Ontology annotation, biological process: protein dephosphorylation. The record is from RefSeq and is a predicted model, not a curated record.